AUGUUGAUCUACGACAACUCCGAUGAACGAAUACUUUAUGAUACAACUUUUCCUGGGUUCAGCCCUUUUGGCCAUCCAGUAAUGAUUGCCCCAACCACACCAAUAACCACCAUUCCUACUUAUGAACCCCCCAUUCCUACACAAUUCAGCCCAUCAGUAUACCUUGGCAACACCAAUGUCCUCAGCAACCCUGAGUUCUUCAACCUUCAUCGCGACAUCAAGGUCAUCAUCACUUGCAUGUCUUCGACCAAGAUCAACGGUUAUUUCCUCAAAAACCGCAACUCUCAGUUCAAUCCUCCUGAUUACUGUGUUUUGAAUAUCGAUCCAACCUUCAAAGGAGCAAAUCACCAUGUUUUCAGCGAUCCGAAAUCGAAAACCAAUUCACAAAUUCUCAAGUUCAUCUCAAAAUAUGGAUCGACACUAAAUGCCAUGCUCGCCUCAAAUAGCAAUAACAGUCAAUCAAUAGAUAUCACCUCCCCAAUGAUAAUCAUGAAGGAUAAGCCUUCGCUUGUGGAAGAUAUCGUCAACUUUAUGACUAUUGUCCAGGAUAGUUUCCCCCUGGCUGGGAUAUUGAUAGUCUACGACGAUGACUCAGAGAGGGACCAACGUUACUCUAUUUUACUUUCUGUUGCUUACAUUAUCAGUAAAAACCACCAUUUGAAUGUUUUGGAUGCCAUGCUACUAUUGAAAAGCUAUACUUCUAUAGUCGAUGAGCUUUCGUUGAAUCAGCGAAACUUCUUCAACGUAUUGAAUGAAUAUAGAUUAAAAAUAGUUGCCAGUAACAGAUUUCACCACUCUGAUGGUAGACACGCUCAUAAGAGACUGUCAUCGAAAAGAACUUCACACUUCUUGAACAAUCCGCCCCCCGAAAAACGAGUGAAAGAAGAAAUAUAA
Molecule: messenger RNA, 894 nt
Organism: Saccharomycopsis crataegensis
Lineage: Eukaryota; Fungi; Ascomycota; Saccharomycetes; Ascoideales; Saccharomycopsidaceae
Exons: 1
Coding region: 1-894 (297 amino acids)
Source: RefSeq, a predicted model, not a curated record